AGUUUAUAACUAAUUUCAUCCAACAUUUGAAAAUGUUACAGGUUGUUGCUAUGUACCCAUAUGAUGCAAACAGAGCUGACGAGAUCACAAUAAGACCAGGGGAUGUUAUAACUGUGCUCUACCAUGACAAUGAAAACUGGUGGAUGGGAGAGCUUGCUGAUGGUAGUCAAGGAUACUUCCCUUCAAAUUACGUCAUGCAGCAAGAAGAAUUAGAGUCUGAAGUUGAACAGCAAGAAGAGCCAGGUGUACAAUCUACGCCUAAGCAUCGUAAGAAAAAUAGUAAGAUGACUGCCGUUACCAGCAAAACUGGAGAAUUACGCAUCAUAUCUGGUCCAGAGGACAGUAGUGAUCCUGAAUUAUCAGCAACUCAGAGCGCAAGACAAAGAAGGCGACAACGAAAGAGUCAAACUYCUGAGAAAACUUUUGAUACUGAAGUUAAGUCCCGAGGGAUUCCCGAAAAGACCCMACGGAAAAGUCCCGAAAAAGCAACACGCAGAAGUCCCAAGAAGCCUUCAAGCUGACUAAACCAAACAAUAUUCUAAAWCGGACGUUUUUUAACUACAUUUUUUAAUGAUUAUACUAAUGCAAACCCGGAAGGUUUUAGRAAAUGGUUCAUUGAAAAAUGUGCAAUCGUGCCAUAGACACAGACCGCUUGGACUCAAGUGAUUUUCGUUUAUAGUUGAACCUAUUGUUUUCAAUUUUUAUUAUUUAGUGAGAACAUUAACGUAUAAUGCAAGUUUAGGUGUGAAUAUACACAAAAGAAAGUAUUGAGAUUGGAGAGGUUUUCUGGGCUUCCUUUCACUUGUUCAUUGACUUCCAUUUAUUCUUUAGGCAGUAGAGUUGUUUUCAUGAACCKCGUGCUUUAUAAACUUUGUUGUAUUUAAUAAUCGAGCACAAGGUCUAGUGAACGAGCAGUCGCAGGUCUAGCGUGCGUGUAGCCAACACAGUUUUGGUUGGGCUASACGCAGGCUAACACGGGUUGAUAAAAGCAAACUAGUAGGCUCUAGUUUCUUUGAGUCUAAUAAUUUGUCCAUCACAUUCCCGAAACUAGGGACUAUCACAAAAAACAGCAUUUUCCUCUGUUGAAAAUUGAUAAAAGUGGAAAAAAGUGCGGAUCUAAUCUUCUCGGCUUAAAAAUUCGCAAAUUUGAAAAAAGGCCGUAAAUUUGGAUUAAAUGGGGCAAUGUGAUUAUGUACAAAGUCAACGCUUACCAUUCCACAUCGAACAUACRUGAAGCCAAGUAUAGUAUAUUUAUUGCAAAAUAAAAUAAAGGGACAAUU
Messenger RNA from Exaiptasia diaphana, 1280 nucleotides. RefSeq names its product jouberin-like. Gene Ontology annotation, molecular function: protein binding. The transcript is spliced from 4 exons. Bases 33 to 521 code for a protein of 162 amino acids. NCBI's taxonomy places the organism in Eukaryota, Metazoa, Cnidaria, Anthozoa, Actiniaria, Aiptasiidae. The record is from RefSeq and is a predicted model, not a curated record. Gene Ontology annotation, cellular component: ESCRT-0 complex. Gene Ontology annotation, biological process: protein transport to vacuole involved in ubiquitin-dependent protein catabolic process via the multivesicular body sorting pathway.